Funneliformis mosseae is the source of this 306-nucleotide messenger RNA. The record is from the annotation of a GenBank genome assembly. NCBI's taxonomy places the organism in Eukaryota, Fungi, Glomeromycota, Glomeromycetes, Glomerales, Glomeraceae.
GUGGCACUAAAGUUGCUUUAUUGGGAUAUUAACAUUGGUUCUUGGUCAGACAUGAUAUGUUUGACAAAUAAUCAUGACGACAUUCGCAGUUUUGUAGGGUGCAAGAUUAGGAUUUUACCUUUAAUAUUUUUAAAUUCUCCAAGAAUAAGUAAUGAUGAAUAUGAUGGCAGGGAUGUUAAAUUCAGUAGAGCUACUGAUGUUAUUGGUGUGUUUGUAUUUAUCAUCGGUAUAUUAUUUGAAUCUAUUUCUGAUUUUCAAAAGUUUACCAACACAAUUUAUGAAGACAGGACUUUGGUCGUGGAGUAG